Messenger RNA from Populus trichocarpa (black cottonwood), 3280 nucleotides. RefSeq names its product heat shock 70 kDa protein 17. Bases 223 to 2940 code for a protein of 905 amino acids. Gene Ontology annotation, cellular component: endoplasmic reticulum chaperone complex. Gene Ontology annotation, molecular function: ATP binding; ATP-dependent protein folding chaperone. The record is from RefSeq and is a predicted model, not a curated record. The transcript is spliced from 15 exons. Gene Ontology annotation, biological process: endoplasmic reticulum unfolded protein response; cellular response to hypoxia; negative regulation of hypoxia-induced intrinsic apoptotic signaling pathway. NCBI's taxonomy places the organism in Eukaryota, Viridiplantae, Streptophyta, Magnoliopsida, Malpighiales, Salicaceae.
AUUUCCCACGUCAACACCCCUCCUCUGCCACCUGAUUUAAGCCACUCCACUUUCUCUCCUCUUUUUCUCGUCAACCAAACAGGAAAAAAACAUAAAUCAAUAUCAGCUUCAAGUUCAUACCACUUCUCUCUCUAGGAAAUGCAAUUAAUCUUCUGACGGAUUGAUUCCUUCCUUCCUUCCUUCCUUUCUUGAUCGAGUGACAAGAAUAAACUCGUGAUCAAAAUGAGUUUAUUAAAAUUAGGGUUACGGUUAGUAUUAUUAUUAUUAUUAAAUUCAAUUCCAUCAGAAUCAGCUGUUUCGAGCAUAGAUCUAGGUUCGGAAUGGAUAAAAGUAGCGGUAGUAAACCUAAAACCAGGCCAAACCCCAAUUUCUAUAGCAAUUAACGAAAUGUCGAAGAGAAAAACCCCAGCUUUAGUUGCAUUCCAAUCUGGAACUCGGCUUUUAGGCGAAGAAGCAUUGGGGAUUGCUGCGCGGUAUCCAGAUAAAGUGUAUUCACAUUUGCGAGAUAUGUUAGGGAAAUCGUUUGAGAAAGUUAAGGGAUUUCUGGAAGCAAUGUAUUUGCCGUAUGAUGUGGUGAAGGAUUCGAGAGGGGCAGUUGCGUUUAGGGUUGAGGAUGAGGAUAAGGGUGGGAAUGUGGGGUUGUAUUCGGUGGAGGAGUUGUUGGGGAUGAUUUUGGGUUUUGCAGGGGAUUUGGCGGAGUUUCAUUCUAAGGUCGUGGUUAAGGAUGCAGUGGUUGGGGUGCCGGCAUAUUUUGGGCAGGCGGAGAGGAGGGGUUUGGUUCAGGCGGCGCAAUUGGCGGGGAUUAAUGUGCUUGCUUUGAUUAAUGAGCAUUCUGGUGCUGCAUUGCAAUAUGGGAUUGAUAAGGAUUUUUCUAAUGGGUCGCGGUAUGUUGUGUUUUAUGACAUGGGUGCGAGUAGCACUUAUGCUGCACUUGUUUACUUCUCAGCGUAUAAUGCCAAGGAGUUUGGAAAGACUGUGUCUGUUAAUCAAUUUCAGGUUAAGGAUGUCAGAUGGGACCCAGAACUUGGAGGUCAGACUAUGGAAUCAAGGUUGGUGGAGUACUUUGCUGAUGAGUUUAAUAAACAAGUUGGAAAUGGGUUUGAUGUGAGGAAGUUUCCCAAGGCAAUGGCUAAAUUGAAGAAACAAGUCAAACGGACGAAAGAAAUCUUGAGUGCAAACACUGCGGCCCCAAUAUCAGUUGAAUCCCUCUAUGAUGAUCGGGACUUCAGGAGCACCAUAACACGUGAGAAGUUUGAAGAGCUCUGUGCAGAUCUGUGGGACAGAUCUAUUGUACCUCUCAAGGAAGUUCUGAAGCAUUCAGGUUUAAACUUGGACGAGUUAUAUGCAGUAGAGCUUAUAGGAGGUGCUACCAGAGUCCCUAAGUUGCAGGCUAAGCUCCAGGAAUUUCUUGGAAAGAAUGAGCUGGACAAACAUCUAGAUGCCGAUGAAGCUGUAGUUCUUGGUUCAUCUCUACAUGCUGCAAAUUUGAGUGAUGGAAUCAAACUGAAUCGCAAGCUAGGAAUGGUUGAUGGUUCAUCAUAUGGAUUGGUAGUUGAAUUAGACGGACCUGAUCUGCUGAAAGAUGAGAGCACCAGGCAAUUACUUGUUCCAAGGAUGAGAAAACUCCCCAGUAAGAUGUUCAGAUCCAUCAUUCAUACAAAAGAUUUUGAAGUUUCACUGUCAUAUGAGCCUGAUCUUUUACCACCUGGUGUUACCUCCCCUGUAUUUUCUCAGUAUUCUGUGUCUGGUCUAGCAGAUGCAAGUGAGAAGUAUUCCUCACGGAAUUUGUCAUCCCCCAUCAAGGCAAAUCUGCAUUUCUCUCUUAGCAGAAAUGGAAUUCUUUCUUUGGAUCGAGCAGAUGCUGUUAUUGAAAUAUCAGAAUGGGUAGAAGUUCCUAAAAAGAACCUGACUGUGGAAAACACAACCACCACAUCUCCAAAUAUAACACUUGAAACUGACACUAAGAACACUACAGAAGAAAGUGAUGAAAAGUCGAAUUCUGAUGGUGUGACUGACAACACAUCCAUCAACAUUACUGAAGAACCAAGUACUACUGAGCCCAUUACAGAGAAGAAGCUGAAAAAACGGACUUUUAGGGUUCCCCUGAAGAUUGUUGAGAAGACAGUGGGACCUGGAAUGCCUCUGUCCGAAGAAUAUCUAGCUCAAGCUAAAAGAAAAUUAGAAGAAUUGAACAAAAAGGAUGCAGAGCGAAGAAGAACUGCCGAGUUGAAAAAUAAUUUGGAAGGAUAUAUAUAUUCUACUAAAGAAAAGCUUGAGACAACUGAAGAGUUUGAGAAAAUUUCUACUGAUGAUGAACGGAAAUCCUUCAUUGAAAAGCUUGAUGAGGUCCAAGAGUGGCUAUACACAGACGGUGAAGAUGCCACAGCAAAAGAGUUUCAGGAACGCCUAGAUUCACUAAAAGCUUUUGGUGACCCAAUAUUUUUCAGGUAUAAAGAACUUUCAGCAAGACCAACAGCAAUAGAGUUAGCUCGAAAGUACAUUGGUGAGCUGCAACAGAUUGUACAGGGCUGGGAGACAAAGAAACCUUGGCUUCCGAAGGACAGAGUAGAUGAGGUGGUGAGUGAUGCUGACAAGUUAAAGAGUUGGCUGGAUGAAAAGGAGGCUGAACAGAAGAAGGCUUCAGGAUUCAGCACACCAGUACUGACAUCUGAAGAAAUAUAUUCGAAGGUGUUGAAUCUGCAAGACAAGGUUGCCAGUGUUAACAGAAUUCCCAAGCCAAAGCCAAAAAUUGAGAAGCCUAAGAACAAAACUGAGACCAGCGGAGACAACACGAACAGUGCUGACUCAACUUCUGGGGAGACUCCUGAAAAGGAGAAACAAACAACAGAUUCAGAUGGUUCGGCCGAAGAAAAAAUCAACCCAGAGGGAUCAGCUGAUGAAAAAGCCAACCCAGAACCUGAAGUUCACGAUGAGUUGUGAUGAUUAAACUGAAACGACUCUCAGGACCAUUGUAGACUACAUGCCUUCUGAGUUUAAAACAUGGAGGCGCUCUCAUAGGAAAAGAAAAGAUGGGGGGGUGGGGAGUACUGCUAUUUUAAUCGGCAGAAGAACACAUUAGACCCUAUUUUUCCAGGACGGCUGCUUAUUUAUCAUCCUUGAGAUUCAUGAUUGUCCUGGCUGACCAUCUUUUGAUGCUGAAAGAACCAUAUAGAAAGAACUCCCCUUUUCUUUGUUAAUUGUAGCACUCGUAAGAUUAUACCCACUGAAAUUAAGGGGCAUUUACUGAAUUACCAGUUUACCCCUCUGGGAGUUUUGAUCA